Molecule: messenger RNA, 1381 nt
Organism: Mangifera indica (mango)
Lineage: Eukaryota; Viridiplantae; Streptophyta; Magnoliopsida; Sapindales; Anacardiaceae
Product: nuclear transport factor 2-like
Exons: 7
Coding region: 245-1234 (329 amino acids)
Cellular component (GO): cytosol; ribonucleoprotein complex
Molecular function (GO): mRNA binding
Source: RefSeq, a predicted model, not a curated record
CCUGGAAUACAAUAAAACCCCGACAAGUGUAACAAACAGAGCCUGACUAAAAUUCAGGAAAUUCACCAGUUCGCGGGUACCUUUCUCCCUCUUCCGGGUCUUUCGAUCGGAAACUGUACCUCGUCUUCUCUGUUUCUACUUCACCUUUAUCACUUUACCAAACUCCUACAUUUUUGCUAGCUUUAACGUUGCCCAACAAACAGAGCCUGACCAAAAUUCAGGAAAUUCACCAGUUCGCGGCAGAAUGGCCUUGCAAACAGCAAGUCCUCCCAGUGCCCAAGUGGUCGGCAAUGCUUUUGUUGGACAGUAUUACCAUAUUCUUGUCCAUUCUCCUGAGCUGGCACAUAGAUUUUAUCAUGAUUCAAGCAUGCUAAGCCGACCAAAUGCCAAUGGUGAAAUGACAUCAGUGACAACCAUGAAAGGUAUAAAUGAGAAGAUUCUUUCCUUGGAUUUUAAGAACUGUGAGGCAGAGAUAAAAACUGUUGAUGCUCAGGAAUCCCAUAUGGGUGGAGUAUCUCUCUUAGUAACUGGAUGCUUGAUGGGCAAUGACAACUUAAGAAGGAAAUUUGUACAAUCAUUCUUUCUUGCUCCACAAGACAAUGGCUAUUUUGUUCAGAAUGAUAUUUUUAGGUAUGUAGAAGAUAGUGAAGUAUUGGAAAAGUAUCCAGUCAAUAACAUUGAUGACACCCCAGCAGUCCCCCCAUUCCCAGAUUCAGCUUUACGGUCUGACAUACCUGCUCCAGUUAAUGCUGAUCUCCCUGAGACUAGUGAAGCUCAAGAGGAAGUUGAGAGCCACUCCAUUUGCAUUCGGAAUUUACCCUUAUACACGAAAAAUGCUGAGCUUGAGGCAGAGUUAAAGAAAUUUGGACCAAUCAAGGAAAGAGGUAUUCAAGUUCGAAAUAGUAAGGUAUACUGUCUUGGCUUUGUUGAAUUUGUGUCUUCAACUUCUGCUGAUAAAGCAAUUCAGGCUUCACCUGUCACUAUUGGAGGGCAAAAGGCUGUCAUCGAGAGAAAGAAAAACACUCGGGUUGGCAGUGCUAGAGGUAGUUAUCCUCCUGAAAGAGAGAAGAUUCAGAUUGACAACAUCAGGGUACGUGGAAAUUAUGCUGGUGGCCGACGUUUUGAAGGGGAUUUCUCUGGUCGAGAUAAUCUGGGCAAGGUGAAGGUUAUCAGCAAGGGAGAGGGAGACAGGAGAGGUAACCGAUCAGGUGUACCGAGGCAGACAGUUGAAUAACUUUGGUCAAUCUGGUCCUUUGGUUAAUAUACAUUUAAACAUAUCUAGACUGAUCGUCAGGUUCCGAUGAAACCGGUUUGAGUGGCCAGUCCAGAUUUUGGUUUAUGUUGAUGGAAAUGAAUGUAUAGUUGAUCCAACUUUGAUUAA